Molecule: messenger RNA, 2724 nt
Organism: Ictalurus punctatus (channel catfish)
Lineage: Eukaryota; Metazoa; Chordata; Actinopteri; Siluriformes; Ictaluridae
Product: putative mediator of RNA polymerase II transcription subunit 24
Exons: 2
Coding region: 456-1403 (315 amino acids)
Biological process (GO): DNA transposition; DNA integration
Molecular function (GO): DNA binding
Source: RefSeq, a predicted model, not a curated record
UGACGUCCACGCAGGCAGUUUGGUAGAGAUUGGAGCUGGUUAUCAGUUUAAGCGCUAGCACACGGGGUGGAUUAGCAAGCCUUAUUGUUCUUUUUUGGUGCUACCGGUUUAGCUAGAAUUUAUCACAUUUACCGGAAAUCAAGUGUCAGAAUCUGAAGCCGAGGUUUUAAAACUGAAGGACAUUACUGUUUGAUUACAAACCACGGAAUUGAUUGACAGCUGGAGGGAACGCCCUCAUUCUGUAUUCCCUUACACUCGGGACGUGAUCCAGCUUGACUGAACAGCUCAUGGUUGUUCGAAAAGUCCGAUCCUCCCUCCUCAGUGUUUGAAGAGUCACCGGAUGCUGUAAAAAUAGCCGGAUUGCCUGCUUUAUCUAUAUAAUAUCAGAGAUCAAGAGGUGGAAUUUUAUUGGUCUGGUUCGGGAACGUAUCGAAAACGUAACGCGUCGAAACACAAUGCCACGCUCCAAAGAAAUUCCCGAAGACAUUCGCAGAAAAGUGGUGGAGGCUCAUGAGACCGGAAAAGGCUACAAACUGAUUUCCAAAGCUAUAGGACUCCCCAAGACGACCGUCCGAGCUAUACUGCGGAAAUGGAAACGGUUCGGGACGGUCGUGACCCUACCCAGGAGCGGCCGUCCGUCCAAAAUCUCUCUGAGAGCGAGGCGGGAAAUAAUCCGCGAGGUCAUGAAGAACCCCUGCACGACUUCAAAGGACCUUCAGGCCACGCUGGCGUCGUCGAACAUCUGCGUCCACCAUUCCACCAUCAGGAGGAUACUGGGAAUACACGGAAGACCAACUAUGAGUUCCUUUGAUGGGAGCAUGGCGUUGCAAACUUCCGGACAGGAGGAGGGAGGAGUGAUGGAUGAUUCGGACAAAUCGACUCGGGACAUAAAGAACGAAGAGGAGCUGGAGGUGAUCAAAAUCUCGAACACUAAUUCCGAUAACACUAGCAAGGAUAACGCUAAAUGCACCGACGACGAUGAUGAUAAUGAGGAAGGUGCUGGACAUGACAAGAAUUGUGGUGAUGGGGAGAAAACACCAGCAAACGAUAACCGUGAUGACGAAAUGGCAUCAACGGAUAUUAAAGGUGCUGGUGGCGAGCAUGGAGUGAUCGAGAAAUGCGACGAUGGAGGCAAUGGCGCUGAGACGGCAUCAGCAAGCGGUGGAGAUGCUGACGAGAAUGAGAAGCUUGGUGAUGAGACAUCGAUUGUCGAAAGCCGUGGAAGUGGUGACGCCGAUGACGUGAAUCGUCAAGACAGCGGUUACGCCACUGACCGCGACGUCAACAGUGCCUACGAUAGUAGUAGUAGUAAUAAUAAUAACAAUAAUAAUAACAAUAAUAACAGCGUUGGUGGAAAGUGGAGUGAUGAAAUGGAUUACAUUAGUACGUUAAUGUUUUCUUGAACAAGCGCCUAGGCUAGCUGGCAGGCCUAAUUCGAAGUGCAUGUAACUUUCAUGGUGAGGACGACCACCAAAAAUUAGAAAUGCCCAUGAGCUGGGAGGAGAGGGGUCGCCUACGGUAGGGUCCAAACUCGAAAAUAUAUACGUUGUAGAAAACUUUACUCAGUUUAUGCUUAUUAUUAUUAUUAUUAUUAUUAUUAUUAUUAUUAUUCAAGAAUGCGUUGUGUAAAACUGAGUCGGAUCAGUUUUUAGUCCGUUUUGCACUUUCGUUCCUUUUAAUCGUAACAGUUUUUUGUUGUUUUUGUUUUUUUUUGCAUAAAAUGACGAAAGACAAGUUGCUGGAAGCAGACUCGGGGUUUUUUUUUGCUGUUGUUGUUGUUUUUUUGGACCCUACUGUAUUCCAUCCCAGAAUUUCAGACAAUCCUGAGAUGAAAUGAAAUAUCUUAUAUGAUUUCUUGACAUUAUCUGAGUUUAUUCAUACUGACACUAUUAAUAUGACAAACAAAAGAAUGUGUGCUCUCUAUACAAUACACUAAGGCCCGUUCUUUGUAUCUGGCUAAUCGGGUUAGCCGGCUAAGUUUGAACCAAACUUGGCCUGACUAGGUCGUAGAGGGUGGGGGGUGGGGAUAGGAGAAAACAAAUUCCCGAGUAAACACGGAUACUUCAUUUGCGAGGCACGGCUUAGUCACGCACAACAAUGCUGAAUGGGUUUAGCCGUUAUUCAUUCAGGAAUAACGUAAAAAAAAAAAUUUCUUUCACAAAGCUUCAUUCAUCAGAAGCCGCUUUUGUUAUUCUCUGGCGAACAAGUAGAGAAUCUCUGGCUGGUACUUUAAAAAAACAAAAACAAAAGAAAAACCAGAGAUUGAACAAGUCAUCAAAUAAAAGAUGACUUGCUAGUUUGACGGUUAGCUAGUGACAAACCUCAAACUCCACACAGAGAUGUCUUGUGUCUGGAUGUUCGUCCAUCUCGCUGAAAAACACCAAAAAAAAAAAAAGGUUUGCUAGUGGCGGUUAUAUUCCGCUUUAUGUGUAUAUGCUCGUAGCAUUUCAGUGUUUUUUUUUUUUUUGUAGCUAUUAUUUGUUAUUGUUAUAAAUGUUCCUACAGUUCUGUUAAUCGUAUGCAUGUUUAUCUGUUUAUCCUCGACACAAGGACUUCACGAUUAGUGGAGAUGAAGCAACCACCUUUUCUCAUUUUAUGAGAUUUGUUUUUUUUUUUUUUUUUUUUUUUUUUUGGGAGUUCUUCAAAAGGUGAAAAGUUCUCAUGAAUCAAUUUAAACCAUUGUUGGAAAAAAAAAAGUAUUAAAGUAUACUUAUUUCUGUUCAA